AAGAAACUAAAGUGGAAAGAGGAAUCCCAAUGAAGGGUGAGGGCAGAAGAGAAUAACUGAAAAUGACAGAACUUCCUAUGAGUCUAUGUUGUUCGUCUUUGAACUUGUGUCACUCUGCCUGCUUCUCCUGAAGGAUCCUGUAUAAAUAAAUGAACGAGGGAAAUGUGGACUCCCAGGGACAGACGCAUCAGAGGAAGUUCAACAUGACAAGAACUGAACAACAAGCAGGGGAAUUAGCCACACCUGAACUGUCUGCAAGCUUGUGACAAAGUGAAAACAAGCGAAAAGCAAACAAAGCCAAAUGGCUACAUCUGAGAACUGCCAUCUAGUGAACAAAGACAAUGGUAUGAAUUAACAGGAAAGCUGUCUCAUGUAUGAUGCUGGAGGCAACCUACAACCACACACCAAUCACCCAUGAUACCUUCUUCCUUGUGGGUAUCCCAGGCUUGCCAUCUUCACACGUCUGGCUGGCUGUCUCACUGACCGCCAUGUAUACCAUAGUGCUGUUAGGAAACACCCUCAUCCUGACUGUGAUCUGGAGGGACUCCACCCUCCGAGAGCCCAUGUACUGCUUCCUGUGUGUUCUAGCUUCUGUGGACAUUGCUAUGGCCUCCUCUGUAGUGCCCAAGAUGGUGGGCAUCUUCUGCUCAGGAGACAGCUCCAUCGGCUUCAAGGCCUGUCUCACUCAGAUGUACUUUGUCCAUGCAGCCACAGCGGUGGAGACAGGCCUCCUGCUGGCCAUGGCUUUUGACCGCUAUGUAGCCAUCUGCAAGCCCCUACACUACCAGACAAUUCUCACACCUCAAGUGAUGCUGGGAAUGUGUGUGGCCAUCACCGUCAGAGCUGUCCUGUUCAUGACUCCACUGAGCUGGAUGGUGAGUCAACUCCCUUUCUGUGACUCCAAUGUGAUUCUCCAUUCCUACUGUGAACACAUAGCUGUGGCCAAGCUGGCAUGCGCUGACCCCAUGCCCAGUAGUCUCUACAGCCUGAUUGGUUCUUCCAUUAUUGUGGGCUCAGAUGUGGCCUUCAUUGCUGCUUCCUACAGCCUGAUUCUCCAGGCCGUGUUUAGACUUUCCUCAAAGAAUGCUCAGUUGAAAGCACUAAGCACAUGUGGCUCCCAUGUGGGGGUUAUGGCUCUGUAUUACCUGCCUGGGAUGGCAUCCAUCUAUGUGGCCUGGCUAGGGAAGGACACUGUACCUCUGCAUACCCAAGUGCUGUUAGCUGACUUGUACCUGGUCAUCCCACCUACAUUAAACCCCAUCAUCUAUGGCUUGAGGACCAGACAAAUACGGGAGCGAGCAUGGAGUUUACUGACACGCUGCCUCUUCCACCACUCCAACUUUGAUUUGUGAACUCAAAAAGUCUACUCAGACACUGACCAUCCUGCCAUCUCUACAGAUGCCUUAUAUAUCUCUGUUGCUGGAUAAUUCACCAUAGGAGUUAUGAGAUAAAGCUGUAAAGGGUAGUCUUGCAUGAUUUUUAAAUUUCUAACAAGAAUGUGAAUGGAAGAUUAAUAUUGGUUUAAUUAACCAGUAGCUCUGAAUCGCAGAUAAUUUGGAGCAGAGAAUAUAGGCUUGCAUUUGUUCUUUCCUUAGUGUUUCACCUAUACUCUUGUCUUAUCAGACUCUGUUCAGGAGAAACCAAGUAUCUGGUUAACGUACAUGGCUGUCCUCUCCCUAAAUAUACACAUACAUAGAAAUUCUGAGAUCUCUUCACCUCCUCAUGUAGUUACAUGAGAGUAGUUGUUAACAUAUGACCCUACUUCUUAGCCCACUGAUGAACCCAUUCAACUUGGGCUCACAUACUCACACCUGGAACAGAGCCCUUCUCCAGUCAAGAUGGAUUCCAGUUUGAGGACAC
Erinaceus europaeus (western European hedgehog) is the source of this 1860-nucleotide messenger RNA. Its product is annotated as olfactory receptor 52I2-like. Lineage: Eukaryota; Metazoa; Chordata; Mammalia; Eulipotyphla; Erinaceidae. Gene Ontology annotation, molecular function: G protein-coupled receptor activity; olfactory receptor activity. The record is from RefSeq and is a predicted model, not a curated record. Gene Ontology annotation, biological process: G protein-coupled receptor signaling pathway. Bases 375 to 1352 code for a protein of 325 amino acids. The transcript is spliced from 3 exons. Gene Ontology annotation, cellular component: membrane.